Messenger RNA from Ceratitis capitata (Mediterranean fruit fly), 327 nucleotides. RefSeq lists its product as uncharacterized. The record is from RefSeq and is a predicted model, not a curated record. Lineage: Eukaryota; Metazoa; Arthropoda; Insecta; Diptera; Tephritidae.
AGCUAACUGCUUGGUGGCGGUGCUCUAAAAGCAACUUUGGCUAUAUAUACCAGUCUUUGUACAUGGUUUAAACUUAAUUGAGUAUACACUUUCAACUCCAACGGUUCGUUAGAAUAUACGGUUUGGUAGUUUAUCGGUUACGAUCAUUUCUUUAGCUGCCUUUGCUUUUUCACAAACCAUUGAGAUACAAAAUGAAAGCGUCUUUGGUUAUUUUUGUGGCAUUAUUUCUAUACGGUGCUGCUCAAGAUGCAAAAAACUCUAGUCUAAACAACGGUGAUAGUGAAUUAAAAAUUUACAAACGUCUAAUACCAGCUGAUGUGUUGCGAG